Messenger RNA from Aplysia californica (California sea hare), 3037 nucleotides. Its product is annotated as isoleucine--tRNA ligase, mitochondrial. Gene Ontology annotation, molecular function: isoleucine-tRNA ligase activity; ATP binding; tRNA binding. The record is from RefSeq and is a predicted model, not a curated record. NCBI's taxonomy places the organism in Eukaryota, Metazoa, Mollusca, Gastropoda, Aplysiida, Aplysiidae. Gene Ontology annotation, biological process: isoleucyl-tRNA aminoacylation. Gene Ontology annotation, cellular component: cytosol.
AUAUGCGUUCUUGAAAUGUGCAAGGUCAUCUAAUGUAUAUCUGUGUGAAGAGAGUUUUGUUGAGAAGCUGAAAGCCAUUGUCGGUGGCGACUUGGAGCUUCUGUGCAAUGUUGAUGGGCACACUUUAGAGGGCACUGUCUACAAGCAUCCUUUGAACCAGCAAGAGUUACCAUUCUUGCCUGGGGAGCAUGUUCUUCCUGGAAAGGGCACAGGUUUGGUUCACACAGCCCCUGCCCAUGGACAUGAUGAUUUUCAAGUGGCAGUGAGAAAUGACUUGCCACUGGAAUGUCAUGUGGAUGCUCAAGGUCGCUACACCUCAGGGGUCGACAGCUCAAUGGUCGGCAAAGUUGUGGAUGAUGAUGCAAAUGAAGCAGUUCUUUCUGCACUAUCAAAGAAUGUUCUUCAAGUGGAGAACUUCACCCACAGCUACCCCUAUGACUGGAGGACCAAAAAGCCGGUGAUAAUCCGGUCCAGUCAACAAUGGUUCAUCGAUGUCUCUGCUUUGCGGGACCAGGCUCUGGAAUGCCUGUCAGAAGUGAAAAUCUCACCGCCUCAGUCAGAAGGUGGCAUGGUGUCCCAGCUCCAGUCUCGUCCCUACUGGUGUAUCUCCCGCCAGCGGACGUGGGGUGUCCCCAUCCCUGUGUUCUACCACAAGGAGUCUGGGGAACCCCUCGUCACAAGAGAAACUGUGGACCAUCUGAAGGAACUGUUCAGGACUCAGAGCCCAGACUGCUGGUGGACUCUUCCAGUGUCAGAGCUGUUACCUGACCGACUACUGGCAGAGCUAGGCAAAGGUCAGAGUUCAGAUUACAGCAGAGGAGAGGACAUUCUAGACAUCUGGUUUGACAGCGGUGUCUCGUGGGCAUCUGUUCUCGCAGAGGUCGGAGGUCAAGCGGACGUUUACCUGGAGGGAAUCGACCAGUUCAAAGGCUGGUUCCAGACAUCCUUGUUGACAAGUGUGGCUGUUAAUGGCAGAGCUCCAUACAAGCAAAUUGUCACCCAUAGUUUUGCCACUGAUGAGGAGGGCAAGAAAAUGUCAAAGUCUGUUGGGAAUGUAACGGAUCCUGAGGAGGUCAUUAAUGGGGGGAAGAACAAAAAGACGUCUCCGUCAUAUGGCGUCGACGUGUUACGUUGGUGGGUUGCCCACAGCCAUCAUCAUCAGCAGAUUCAAGUGGGGCCCAGCAUUUUAAGCCGUUUUCAUGAAGAUGUCUUUAAGGUUAGAAAAUGUGUGCGCCACCUCCUGGGAAACUUGUUUGACUUUGAGCCAGGGGUUCACUCAGUGCCUUAUGAUGAGAUGACGGCAGUAGACCAGUACAUGCUCUAUGUGCUCUCUACCACCAUGCAGCAGAUAGACGAAGCCUAUGAGAGCAUAAGCUACCAUAAAGUCAUCCAAAACAUUGAAAAGUUUGUGUAUUCUGAUCUGUCAAGUUUUUACAUCAAUAUCACAAGAGACAGGUGCUACUGUAGCGACAUUGACAGCAAAGUUCGAAGGUCAAGCCAAACGGUUCAGUACCACAUUGCCAGGACUCUGACGAGUGCUUUCGCCCCAGUGAUGCCCCAUCUGGCAGAGGAGAUCUUCCAGUACAUCCCCGGUCACGAUGACGCAGAUUCAGACACUGACAGCAUCUUCAAGCUUGGCUGGUGCACCCCAGACCUGGCGUGGAAUAACCCUGAUGCCGCACACCGCCUGAUGCCCGUCUUUGACAUCCGGCGAGAUCUGUUGGAGGAGUUGGGGACAGAAAGUCCCGUGGACUUUGACACUUUAAUCUACAGCAGUCCUCAGCUGCACGACCUACUUAGGGAGCUGCAGCCUGAGACCACCUCGUCCACCUCCCCGGUGUGUGAAGUCCUACAGACGUCACAGGUGACCAUCCUGGACAAAGCUCCACGCUCCAUCCCAGACGAUGCUGUGAUACUGGCAGGAUCUACCAGAAUCCAGGGCUCAGUUUCAGACACAGCAGAGGAAGUAGAUUACAAGGUCCUCCUCAUGUCAGCCGCCCUGAACCUGUGUGAGCGAUGCCGUCGCUACACGGCCACAUCAAGUAGAGCGCCCUGUGAUCGUUGCAUGAACUCCCUGGCUGAUGACUGGGCCUCAUGACACUCAAUAACAAAUACUUAACUUACCAAAUGUUAUGUACAUGUACCUAGCAGUUUAAAUGCACAUUUAGUCGAGUUUCUCAAUGUUGAAAUUUCCUGACGUGCCAAGGCUCUGUUCUGAUAAGCCUGUUGUUAAUUUCACAGAUCUUGCUCCCUCUUGUACAGUUGAAAUUAUUGAUUAAUAAGAGUGUGCAUCACAAAUGGGUGAAAUGAGUGUAUGUAUUAUACCUCUCAGUUUAAUUUAAAUUAAAUACAUUCAGUUGAGCUCCUCAACGUCAAAAUCUCCUGACGUAGCUUGAUCUUGUGCUUGGCUGUUCUCAUAAGGCUGAUAUAAGCCUGUUGUUCAUUAACAGAUUCUUGCUCCCCAUCAUACAGCUGAGAUUAUUAUACAGUCGAAAUUGUCCAAGAUGGCCACCCAUUGUUGAGGAGAAAAGUGGUUGUCUUAGACAGGUGGACAUCUUGAAAAGUGUCUUUAUAAUGUAGAAAAAAUGCAAGGGGGUGGGGGGGGGGAGGAGUGGAAAAUGGUCUUUUGUACAGGUGAUUGUCUUCGAUGGGUGGCCAUGAGAACAGGUUUGAAACAAAUAAUUUGAACUCUCACGUGUGUUCAUUUUAUGCUCCACUGUUAUGAAGAAUUCCCAGAAGCAGAAUCAUGUCCAAACCUGUUUUCUUAGCCUAGAACUUUCCAAACUCUACUCAGUCUACAGAAAGCUUUAACUUGUUUUUCACCAUGCCUUAGUUGAUAGUGAUGUGGAAAACUUUGUGUAAGCCACACAUUUUGGUACUGUUUUUCUUUUUGUUCUCGAUUUUUUGUUGUUAUGAAACUAAUUAUAUCUUUAAGAAAUUAGUUUGUUUCAAAGACUGUCUCACAGUUUAAGUUGUAUAUCAAACACAAGUUUGAAACACAGAGGAUGAAUAAAUGUACUAUUGAUCAUACUACAUA